UAUUUAAUUACAAAAGAACAAAUAUUGACAUUACCUAACAACAAGUCAUAUUAUAUGUUAUAUGCUUCUUCACAAUUCAUUAUUAAAUAUUAAUCAAUGGCUUCUAUGCAAAUCCUUUGGUCAUGUAAUCAAGUCAAUCACAAGGGUAAUUCUAAACACCCUUAUAUGAAAUCAACCAAGAUCAUUACUAGAAAAAGGUAUAAUCUAAUUAGAUUUGAAGGUGGAGUGGUUCAAAAUUUUGAUCAAGAAAAGAGGAAAUUGAGAGUACUAAUAGCUGGUGGUGGAAUUGGUGGACUUGUUUUGGCUUUGGCUGCAAAGCAUAGAGGUUAUGAAGUGAAAGUAUUUGAAAAGGAUUUGAGUGCUAUUAGAGGUGAAGGUAGACAUCGUGGUCCAAUUCAACUCAUGAGUAGUGCUCUUUCUGUUUUGGAAGCUAUUGAUGAGAGUGUUGUGAAGAAGAUCAUGGAGGUAGGUUGUGUCACUGGAAAUAGGAUUAAUGGUCUUGCUGAUGGUGUUUCUGGAGAGUGGUUCACUGAGUUAGAUCUUUUAACUCCUGCUUCAAGGAAAGGACUUCCUCUUACUCUAGUCAUAUGUAGAAUGACACUACAAGAUAUAUUAGUCAAUGCAAUUGGUUCUAAUAUACUUAAAAACAAAUCUAAAGUUGUGGAUUUUAUUCAGGAACCAAGCAAGGUUAGAGUGGUCCUUGAGAAUGGACAGCACUAUGAUGGUGAUAUUUUAGUAGGGGCUGAUGGAAUAUGGUCAGAAGUUCGUUCAAAACUCUUUGGCUGGCAAGAAGCCAAGUACUCAGGUGUCACAUGUUAUAGUGGAUUAACGAACUAUGUGCCCCCAUAUAUCAAUACUAUUGGGUAUAGAGUGUUCUUGGGCUUGAACCAGUACUUUGUUGCUUCAGAUGUUGGUUACGGGAAGAUGCAAUGGUAUGCUUUUCACGGGGAACCCCCUUCACGCGGCCAUUUCCCAGAAGAUUUGUAUAAGUUUUCUGCAGGUAAGAAGAAAAAACUUAUGGAUCUAUUUGGAAACUGGUGCAAUGAAGUGAAAACACUCAUAUCAGAAACACCAGAGAAUAUGAUUCUGCAGAGGGAUAUAUAUGAUAGAGACAUUAUCAACACUUGGGGAAUUGGGAGAGUUACUUUAUUAGGAGAUGCAGCACAUCCAAUGCAACCAAAUCUUGGUCUAGGGGGAUGUAUGGCAAUUGAGGACUGUUACCAAUUAAUACUUGAACUAGACAAGGUUGGAAGUGGUUUUGAGGAGUCUCAAGUUACCUCAGCCUUAAGAAGAUACGAGAAGAAAAGAAUCCCAAGGGUUAGGGUGUUACAUACAGCUAGCAGGAUGGCAUCAAAAAUGCUAGUCAACUAUAGACCUUACAUUCAAUUUCAACUUUGGCCUCAUUCACUAACAGAUAUGCAAAUAAAGCACCCUGGUGUUCAUGUAGCUAGAGCUCUUUUGAAGUUCACUCUUCCACAAUUUGUUAAUUGGAUGAUUUCUGGCCAUGGGUUGUGGUGAACAUAUAUACGUAACACCUUGAAAAUAAAAGGCUUACCAAUUUUAAUAUUACGUUAUUCUUGUUAGAAUAAAAUUUUUUUUAAUUUGGGAAUAUGGUGUUUUUCUCUUUCUAGGGUUAUCAGGCCAACCUGAAAUGCAUGAACUUGUGAAUUUUCUUUAAUUUUUACAAGUCUUGAAAGAUAAUGUGAAUUUUCAUUCACCUUUUACAAGUUUAUAUCUCACCAUUAGAUUUAG
Molecule: messenger RNA, 1752 nt
Organism: Medicago truncatula (barrel medic)
Lineage: Eukaryota; Viridiplantae; Streptophyta; Magnoliopsida; Fabales; Fabaceae
Product: zeaxanthin epoxidase, chloroplastic
Exons: 10
Coding region: 97-1518 (473 amino acids)
Molecular function (GO): FAD binding
Source: RefSeq, a predicted model, not a curated record